Pseudomyrmex gracilis is the source of this 4176-nucleotide messenger RNA. RefSeq names its product homeobox protein Hox-B1a-like. NCBI's taxonomy places the organism in Eukaryota, Metazoa, Arthropoda, Insecta, Hymenoptera, Formicidae. Gene Ontology annotation, molecular function: DNA-binding transcription factor activity, RNA polymerase II-specific; RNA polymerase II cis-regulatory region sequence-specific DNA binding. The record is from RefSeq and is a predicted model, not a curated record. Gene Ontology annotation, biological process: regulation of transcription by RNA polymerase II. Bases 609 to 2036 code for a protein of 475 amino acids. Gene Ontology annotation, cellular component: nucleus. The transcript is spliced from 2 exons.
UUCUGCUACGCUAGUCCACCUCACCAGUCUACUCCAGCGGCCCAUGUUGGACGGAUCGACUGCACGAAUGCUCGUAUAUGAAUUGUUUCGCGUGUAGUGCCGUAUUGACAAUUUUAGCCUUUUGCCGAAAACUUCUGGAGCAUCAUCAAACUCAUAUUUGAAUUUUGGACACGUACAUCUUAAAAUUAAACAAAUAUCCAUAAAGGUGAUACUUUUGCAUCGUUUUUCAGUGCAUAUCCUGUGACUAUUGUUAUUUAAAAAUUUCAUAAUUGUUUGUCUGUGAUGCCAAUUUUGUGUAGCCAACUUUGUGAACAUUUUUAUUUUCUUUGAGACUUUUUUAAGAUUUUUACCAAAUAUUCACGAAUUUCAUAUGUCUAAUUACAAUGAAACAGAUUUAAAUGUUUACUGUUCUGUGGCAUUUGUAUAAUAAAACGAAAGAAUUGUAAUCGCUACAAUGUUGAAAUAAUGAAUCUAGGAAACAAUGCACGACUGACGUCAUGAUGUAAAUCAUCUUGUCACUUCGUCUUGUUUCCUCUUCUCUCUGGACACUACGCAUCCGAGUUACUAAAACAGUGGGUGGUCAAUUGAUUCGUCUCUCCGUUACGAGGAUGAUGAUGAUGGACAUGGGCAUGUACGGGACCUGCGGCAAACCUGACUCAUAUCCUAACUACAUGUUCUCGGGUCAAGGAAAUCAUCACCAUCAUCAUCACCACCACCACCAUCAGCUCUCGUCCGUCGGCGGUCACGUGUCGGUGCCACCUUCCCCGGAGGUAGCCCCGACUCAUUAUUACCCCCAAACUGCAGUGGCGCCAUAUUCUUCAUCGUCCUCCGAAAGUUUCCUAACCGCCGACUCGGGCGCGUCGUCUAGUACGCCUCCUCAGGGCUUCUACUCACCGACGGGCGCUGUUCUUCACGAGAAUGCUUCCACCACAGCGAUAAUUUCGUCGGAGAACGGUCUGAGUUACACAAAUCUGGAUUACGCGUCGUCUUCGUCGUAUUCGAAUCAGCAGCAGCACGCUACUGUGAACUCGGUGGAUCCGCAUCAGAGUUAUCACGUUCAACAGUCCGCUUACCGAGAAGAUCAUCAUCAUCAUCAUCACCAUCCAGCCGCAGGUAGUAGCCUUCACCAAACCACAGUACCCCAAGCUAGUCACCCAAGAACGGAGCACGAGCAACAGCUUCAUCAUCAAUCUUCUAGUCAUCAUCACCACCACCACCACCACGAUCCGGAAUACCAAAUAACAAUUGGUGGAACUUCUAAUUAUCUUCAUCAGUUACCGUCUUCGGACGAGUCUUUGCACUACCAGACGCAGAUACAGACGCAGAGCGAUUUCUCCACGCACCCGUCAAGUCAUUACAAGGAAGAGAAUUCGGAUGCGACUACCUAUCACGUUCUGCAGCAGUCCGGUCAUCUGCAACAUCCCCAUCAACAUGGACACCAUCAUCAUCAGCAGCACUCGCACGCGCAGCAUCAUCCGCAGCAGCAGCAACAACAGGCGCAAGUGCCUACGUACAAGUGGAUGCAAGUCAAAAGAAACGUACCCAAACCAGUUGCAACGAAAGCGAAUUCAAACGUCGAGUUCGGCGGUGGCGCGACCGCGGGAGCGAACACGUCCGUGUACGGAAGCACCGCAAGCGGAACGGUGAAUUGCAUCGCCGGUUCGUUGGCCGGUAUCGCGGGUAGCUUCAACAAUACCGGUCGCACGAACUUCACGAAUAAACAGCUCACCGAACUGGAGAAGGAGUUCCACUUCAACAAGUACCUGACGCGAGCGCGACGCAUCGAGAUCGCUUCCGCGCUGCAGCUUAACGAGACGCAGGUUAAGAUCUGGUUUCAGAACAGGCGGAUGAAGCAGAAAAAGCGGAUGAAGGAAGGCCUGAUACCGGCAGAUAGCACGAACGUGACGCCUCUGAGCGGCGCCAGGAGCAGCAGCAAUUCCCCGACGGGCUCGUCGAAUCACGAGAUCGGCGGUCUCGCCUUGUCCAACUUCACCAGCGACAACAGCAGAGAAUCACCUCCAUCUUCCAAGGAUUGACGCGAUUUGUGCUGCAGUAAUGAGCAACACUACGGUCUAUGAUUCGACGAUUGGGAAAUCGCUCGGUGGCCAUCGCGAGCCCAAUUUGAAUCGUGAGACGACUUUACUGCAGCCACCACCAAUCAGUAACUUACUUUUAGGCUGCAUCGCGAAAUCAUGUAAUGAUCCGUGGAAUUACGACAAGUAAUGUCAUUCUGUAUCUUGAAAGUAGAGGUAUGUGAUAUAUGUAUAUACGGGACUUAUCUAUUUUCCCGUGUUGAGAAAACUAUAUAUAUGGAAUGUGACAUUGGUUGCUCUAAUUCCAUUCAUAUUGUGCGGAUGUUCCAGAUUUAGAAUCCGGCGUGUGUAACUUCUCGAAGAAUUCGAUUUCAGUAUGAUUUUUUCCCCGCAUUGUUUAAUUAAGGUGAUAGGUUGUAUAAUUUGUAACUCUGUGCGUGUUAUUUAUUUCUUCUUACGAUACUUGAGAUUUUCCGAGUGCGUUUUUUAUGUAAAGUGCACAAGUUUGCAUCGAUAUAUUUCAAAUUGCAAGGUUACCAUGUAUCUCGAUUCGAAUAGCGAUGUGUACACAAAUUUGUAAAUGAUUCAAUUUGUCGAUGAUCAAACGUCGUUUCUAUCGAAAGUCAAAGUUCUCAACAAACUUCCGAAUAUUAUCUCCAAUUUUGUCAGUGUGUUUUUACAUUAAUAAUUACGUACAAAGAGAGAAAUUUAAUUAGAUCUUUUAAAAAUCGUCGACUAUUGAAUUUUAUCGGUAACGUACUUAACACGUAAAAACAUUUGGCUCCCAUUUCUUCUUUUAACUUAUUAAAUUUUAUUAAACAUAUAUUUAUAAGCAAAAUUUUUUCUGACUCAUGUAAAGAACGAAACGUAAUAGAAUUAACACGGUAAAUUGUAUUAAUUAUUGCAUAUUUUAUUUCCGCGUUGAGCGCGAAACAGAAAGGAACAUCAAAAUUUUAUUAUUCAAUUAUUUUUUUUAACCCUUCCAGUAUACAUUUCUAUAACCAAUGAUUGUUUGUAUCAAUUGUCAACAUCUCUUGAAAAACUUGUCUUACAUUUUCUGUAGAUAUGUUUAGAGAAAACAAACAUUGUACUAUUAAUACGAACAAUUUAUAUAUAACAUACUAUAUAUAUAAAACUCGUUAAAAACUAUGAGAAAUCAAGUAUUAAAAUUAAUGAAGUAGGUGUUUUGCGAUCCUCUGGUUUAUUUUUUAAUAUUGUAAGCUGUAAAAGCAGUUGAGAUGCAAAUUAUAAUUCAAAACAUCAAUACUGGAAGAGUUAACUCUGUCUUGCUGUGCGAACUAUAUAUUCUUCAGUAGCAAUGCAAGUAAAAAAUCAAACUUUGAAAGAUGAAAUUUAUUCUAUAUUUGCGUGUAAUAUAGUCGCUCCUGUCCAAAUAUGAAUUACUAAUCAACUGUCACUACUAAAAAAAAUAAAAAAAAAAAUUAAAUAAUAAAAAAUUCAGCUAUGAUGAUGUUUGCUUGGAAAAAAAAGAUUUAAAAUUAUUUAUGAUCGAUUGUUUGCUCUAAAUAUUCUCACACGCGAAUAUAGAUUAUUUCAGUAUAAAUCUAUACAGAUGCGAAAUUAGUUCAAUGUCUUGACAUUUAUCUUACCGCGUGAUAACAAAAACAAAUAACGAAAUAGUACACAGAGAUAUCUCUCGUCGUGGCGAGAAAUUAUCUAAAUGAUAAUCUGAUAACUGUGGAUCUAUUUUUUCUUUUCUUGCUCUCACGAGAGUGUGCAUGUAUUUAUUUGUAAAUAAUAUUCUAAAUAACAUUAUCGCGCAAACUAUGGGCCAAUAAAUUAGUUGUAUGCAUGAAAUUUACAAAAAAAAUAAAUAAAUAAAGAGUUCCAAAAAUCGAUAAAUUUAUGGAAACAUUUAUAUCGUAUAUAAAUAUAUAUAUAUAUAUAUAUUUCCUAACACGAUCGCGAGACGAUUCGUUCAAAUAAAAAGUUUCCGUAUUUCCUAUCCAAAUUAAUUCGCGCACGUUUAAACACACACAUAUAUAUAUAUGUACGAAGUAACGUAAUCGUAUGCAUAUUUACGUGAGUUACAUGGUGGUCCAUCUUCGAAAAUGCUGUGUACCUAAACCCCCAUCCCUAUUAUGGACAGAAAACCGUCAUUAAACCCUGUAGGUACUUAUGU